Molecule: messenger RNA, 822 nt
Organism: Osmerus eperlanus (European smelt)
Lineage: Eukaryota; Metazoa; Chordata; Actinopteri; Osmeriformes; Osmeridae
Product: GTP-binding protein SAR1b-like
Exons: 6
Coding region: 1-762 (253 amino acids)
Biological process (GO): endoplasmic reticulum to Golgi vesicle-mediated transport; membrane organization; vesicle organization
Cellular component (GO): endoplasmic reticulum exit site; COPII vesicle coat
Molecular function (GO): GTPase activity; GTP binding
Source: RefSeq, a predicted model, not a curated record
AUGGGGGGGGGGCAAGGCAAGAGGCAGGCGCGGACCAGUGCCCGACAGCGGGGGAGGCGGGGCGGGGCGGGAGGAGGCGUGACGGCCCCCGGAGUCCCCGAAGCAGAGGCAGAAGAGCCAAGCUUUCGGAUCCAACCGGGAAAACCGGAUCCCCCGAGCCCGAAGGAGGCGCUGCAGGCCGGCAACGGUCUAGUCGGUCUGCAACGCUGGGAGAAGGUUGGAGGACUGUACAAGAAAUCGGGCAAGUUAGUGUUCCUGGGCUUGGACAAUGCGGGCAAGACGAUGUUACUGCACAUGCUCAAAGAUGACAGAUUGGGACAGCACGUUCCAACUUUACAUCCAAUGUUGGAGGAGCUGACGAUCGCCGGCAUGACUUUCACCACUUUUGACCUUGGAGGUCAUGCACAAGGUCUCGCAGUGUGGAAAAACUACCUCCCAGCCAUCAAUGGCAUUGUGUUCCUCGUGGAUUGUGCAGACCUCCCCAGAUUGAUGGAGUCCAAAACAGAACUUGACGCACUAAUGACAGACGAGACUAUUGGAAACGUGCCUAUCCUGAUCCUGGGCAACAAGAUUGACAGACCAGAAGCCAUCAGUGAGGAGAAGCUUAGGGAGCUGUUUGGCUUGUAUGGACGGACAACGGGCAAGGGCAGCACUCCCAUGAAGGAGCUGAACACGAGGCCUCUGGAGGUGUUCAUGUGCAGCGUGAAGAUGAAGCAGGGCUACGGAGAGGGCUUCCGCUGGCUCUCCCAGUACAUCGACUAAACCGCAGCCCAGUCAGACCUGCCAUGUGGGGGGUCCACCCAGGCCUGGUGCCCCCCCCCC